AUGCUAUCUCGUCUUCAACCUCCAUCCACCCACACAGCACUAGAAUCUUUCAUAUUCCCCGAAACACGCUGGCUUGGUGGCGAUCACGAUGGAUGA
This is a messenger RNA of Penicillium digitatum Pd1, 96 nucleotides long. The record is from RefSeq and is a predicted model, not a curated record. NCBI's taxonomy places the organism in Eukaryota, Fungi, Ascomycota, Eurotiomycetes, Eurotiales, Aspergillaceae.